GCAAGAGCAUUAUACAAACUCCUGUCUAGGCAAUGGAGAUGAAAAACUAGGGGUUAAAAAAAACCCUUUCUGGGGCAAUAAGGGAGGGAAAGAAGAAAAACAAUGACUUUUUUGGAAGAAGUUGGGUAACAGAUAAGGCAGAGGCACUGUUGAUGUGACAGAGUAUCUAAGUUUUUGUCUAGUUAUGAGGCUGAGGUUUUUGGACAUUUCACCUGCCUUUUCUCUGUCUGUCAGGUUUCAUGGAGUACACAUCAGUCCCCCUCCUGGCAGGACAGCCUUCUGCACGUAGCUUUCAUGCAGCGCUGGCUGUGUCGGACCAGAAGGUUCUGAUCAGUGGAGGCUGCAAUGCCAGAGGAGCCUUGCAAGAUGCCUUUGUCUUCCACCUAGACACUCUUUCAUGGAGCACAGUGAUCCACCAUGACCUCUGCUCUGUUCCCCGAGCUGGCCACACACUGCUUGACCUGACUCCUGCCCACGUGAUGGAUAUGGACAAGGAGAACAAAGAGGAGCAGAAGCUGCACACGGUGUUGGUCUUUGGGGGCUCCAACAGUGCUGGGACCUUUUAUAACAGCACCCUCAAGAUCCAGCUGGACCUAGGGUAAUGCAUGAUUCACAGAAUGAGCCUGAACAGCAAGGCUCUUCACCAGCCUAGAUACAGACAUGGAUGGCAAUAAAUGAGUCCAAGCAA
Melospiza melodia melodia is the source of this 688-nucleotide messenger RNA. RefSeq lists its product as uncharacterized. The transcript has 3 exons. Lineage: Eukaryota; Metazoa; Chordata; Aves; Passeriformes; Passerellidae. Gene Ontology annotation, molecular function: protein binding. Bases 240 to 602 code for a protein of 120 amino acids. The record is from RefSeq and is a predicted model, not a curated record.